CACCCCUCUGUACACGGCUGGUGAGGCAGCACACCCAUAGGGAUGCCCUGUGGGGAGGAUGGAAGCCAAGAGAUGCAUCUGGUUUUGCUUUUUUCCAGCUCUCCAGCCUGCAGCACACACAAGCAGUUAAUCCCAGGCCGUGCAGAGCUGGCUGCUUACCUGGCUGGAGCAGUGCCUGGCAGAGGGAGGGACAAGGGCACGGCUCUGCACCUUGCCAGGGCAGGCAUCACUGCAAAAAUAUUUGCUGAAAAAAGUGCAGCUCCACCCCAAGGAAAACUGGGGCUGGGAGCACAGCCUGCUCUGGGUUUGCAGACGGAGGGUGGUGGCAAGCAGGGGAAUGCGUGCGGCUGCAGGGAGUCGAGCACAUCCACUUGCUCCCCUUGCAGCCAGGCACUGCCCAGCACCUCCACUUGGCACCGCCGGGCUCAGCCGAGGGUGCCGGGCUGGGACGGGUGGCUGGGCAAGGUGACAGGCACUAGGGAUCCUGUCCGUGGGGGAAUCCCAGCACCGGAGCUCGGGGAGCCCUCGCCACCUCAGUGGGCAGCCAUGGGCUGCUGGAGGGGCCCCAGCACCAUGCUGGCCUGCCUGCUUCUCCUGCGCCCGCUGCCCUCACCAGCCUGCCCCGCCGCCUGCCGCUGCUCCUCAGGGGAGGUGGACUGCAGCGAGCAUGCCCUCCGCAAGGUGCCACAGAGCCUGCCGACCAACACCAGCACCCUGUGGCUUGGCUACAACUUCAUCUCCGUGCUGGGGCCGCGCUCCUUCCCUCCCCUGCCGGGGUUGCUGCUGCUCAGCCUGCCCCACAACCGCCUGAAGCUGAUCCACAGCCAGGCGCUGGUGGGGCUCGGGGCGCUGCAGGAGUUGGACCUCAGCAACAACUACUUAACUGUGCUGAACCCCGAAACCUUCCUGCCCCUCACCAGCCUGGCCACGCUCAACCUGGGCAGCAACAGGCUGUGGGAGCUGGAUCCUGGGGUGCUGCACGCCCUGCCCCAGCUCCAAGCCCUCCUCCUGCAGGACAACCCCUGGGUGUGCAGCUGCGGCAUCCUGCCCCUCUGGCGCUGGCUCAGCCACAACAGGGAAAAAGUGCAAGAGAAGAGUUUGCUCCUCUGCAGAGUCCCAGAGCAGCUGAACAAGUAUCCAGUCAUGGCCUUCAGGAAUGAGUCCUUCAGGCAAUGUCAGGAGACCUCACUGUCCGCCAAGCACUACAUCACCUUCUUGAUCAUUGGACCAUUCUCCUUCAUGGCCAGCAUCUUCUUCUGCACCUUCAUGGGCUCCAUCAUAGUGGUUUACCACAACCUGUGCAGGGAACCCCACUUCUGGUGGAGACCCGGCAUCUGCAGGCGCCGCUGUGGCAGGGUGACCAGGCUUUAGCCCUGGGCAUGCUGUGGUCCAUGCUCUUGUCCAGCUGACUGCACCCCCCUGUUGCCAACAUUUCCCUGUUGACCAGUGAGAGGAUGCUCUGUUCUGGAAAUCGCUUUUCUUCCUCCUCCCAGAGUCCCCCGAGAUGAUGCCGAACUCCCUCUGCUCCGCAGCCUGGGGGGAGCAGCCCCCAGCUCAGCCCCCCUGCAGGGCACAGUCUGACCACGGCUGCUCUCAGUGUUUUGGGAGGCUGCCCCAGGCCACCCUCAGACCUGCACAUCCCCUUCCUGGGGGUGGGGGGCAGAUGAUCCUUCUCCUCCAGCUCACCCUGACCCUGCUGCCCAGGAGCCUCAGUGUGCAUUUCAGGAUGCACUGUAUGCCUCUGUGUGCCUUUUGGUGCAUCCUGGGGGCCCCUGUGUGCAUCUCAGGACAUACCAUAUUCCUCUGGGUGCCUUUCAGUACACCCCAGGAGUCUUCAUUUGCCUUUUGGUGCAGCCCAGGAGCCUCUGCGUGCCUUUCAGUUUGCCCCAAAGCCCUCCUUGGGCCUUUGGGUGCCACCCAGCACUCCCCAUCUGCCAUUCAGUGACCCCAGCAGCCUCAGCGUGCCAUUCUGUGCCCUCAAGACCCCUUGGCUUGGCUUUUUCUGCAUCCAAAUGCCAUCCGUUUGGCUUUCUGUGUCCUGAAAGGCAUUGGUUGGACUUUUGGUGUCCCCCAGAGCUCUCCGUGUGCCUUUUGGUGCACCUGAAGAUCUCUGGGUGCUUUUGGGGAACUCCAGAGCCUCCACAGGACUUUCAGAAAGCCCCAGACUGCUCCGUGUGCUGCCAGGACAGGGCAGGUUGCACAAUGUUUCUUCUGAUGUUUUUUUUUCUUUGAGACAGGGCUGCUGGUGCUGAGAAGGCUCAGCCAACAACCAAGAUCUAGGGUGAGGCUGAGGUUUAGGGUGAGGGUUGGAAAGAGACAAAGCCUCGAGCUCCCACUGAUGUGGUUUGGCAAAGGGGCUGCCAAAGGAUGUGUGAGGCUGCAUGGCGGUUCCUCCCCUAAUAGCUUUUCCCCUAGGCUAAAGCUCAUCCAAGGCCAAGGUGUAGGGUUAGCUCAGUGAUGGGAGUGGAGACAAAAAAGCCCAUGUGGGUUUACAGCACAGAACCUGCAGCCCUUGCUGCCGCCUCACUUCCCAUCGCCCACAAAAAGGGGCUGGGGCUGCCCCCGCAUCUCCUUGCCCUGCCGCCUCCUGCCCUUCCCUGCAGAAAUGCUUCUCCACUGCAUUCAUGGAAAUGCUUAGUGAGUGUAGUGGGUGAUGGCCUGGAAGGAGCUGGAGCUGUGCUCCAGAGGGAAGCACAAGCUGUGGUGACAAAAACAUGUCUCAAGGAGGAGCAACAGCCCUUUCUGGCAUGAGUUCUUACCCAUUGCAAGGCAGUAAGAGCCACAGUGAGAUGACUGUCGCCACCAGCCUCCCCCUGUUCACUCAAUCUCUUGCCCAUGCAAGAGCUGCAGGACAAGGCAGCAAUGUGGCGGGGGACAAGGCAUCCUUUGGCAAGCUCUUGGCAAGGAUUAAAUAUAUCAUGCAGAGAAUAAACCAAUGUCACCUCAGUUGUGGCUUGCUCCCAUUUUUAUUUUCAAGAGAGAAACCAACCCAAUAUGCUGCCACACUGUUUGAUUCCUGCUCGGCUCUUCCUGCAGUGCCUCUCCCCAGGGAGGGGUGCAAGGGCCGC
Molecule: messenger RNA, 3068 nt
Organism: Harpia harpyja (harpy eagle)
Lineage: Eukaryota; Metazoa; Chordata; Aves; Accipitriformes; Accipitridae
Gene: LRRC26
Product: leucine rich repeat containing 26
Exons: 2
Coding region: 43-1371 (442 amino acids)
Cellular component (GO): voltage-gated potassium channel complex
Molecular function (GO): voltage-gated potassium channel activity; transmembrane transporter binding; potassium channel activator activity
Source: RefSeq, a predicted model, not a curated record